This is a messenger RNA of Peniophora sp. CBMAI 1063, 900 nucleotides long. The record is from the annotation of a GenBank genome assembly. Lineage: Eukaryota; Fungi; Basidiomycota; Agaricomycetes; Russulales; Peniophoraceae.
AUGCCCCUCCGUCCCGCAGGGGCUAGACAUGCGAGGUCGCAGAGUCUCGCCGCUGGAGGUGUCGUGGGGCAAAUAUCCGGACCUUCCUCCCACUCAGCGCAUACUCGCGGUGGACCGAGUGCCCCCUCCGCUUCUUACACCAGCCUCUCAGAGUGGGAGCUCGUCGACGAAGAGGACGCGCGCCAUCGUUCCUCCAGAUCCGCCGCCAAACGGCCCCAGGCCCAGCACAACCACAACCACAGCUCGCAUCACGUGCGCCACGUCGGCUCGCUGCAUCAUCCUGCACCCAAGUCCCCCUCUACGUCCCGCGGACACGAUUUCGAGGCAUACGAGCUCGACGACGAUUUCGAAGACGACGCUAGUGAGAAGGCGUGGCGCUCGACGAUCGAGUCGUUUGAUCGACAGGACGUGUGCAUGUCAAUGCUAUUCUCCGACGCCGAGUACGGACAAGAGAUGCUCUUCAAUAUCUUUCCCGAGCUUCGAGAAGCAGCGAAGAACAAGCGCACUCCGCUCGUACCCAUGCCUGUUUGGGAUAAAGACAUGAAAGCCUCCCGCCUCCUCGACUCCGCCAUGGCCCGCCAACGCUCCAUCCUCAGAAGACUCCAAAGCCCCGUAGACGCCGACGCUCUCUACGCCGAAGAGCUAGACAAGAACCUCAAGCGCGGGUUGAACUUUUCUCGCGCGUCGAGGCAUGCGGCGGAGAAGGUCAUGAGAGUUGUAGAUGGGCUUGUUGCGGACAAGGUUGAGGAGAUUAGGAAGGUUGAGAGGAGAAAGGCAGAGGAACGGGAGAUGCGAAGGAUGAUUGAAGGGGAGGUCUUCCCACAGGCUGGCACUGAGCGCCGGCGUCGCGCGCGACGUUCUGCAGAGCCUUGUCUGAAUAUAGGCUCACGCUUUGUCUGA